Molecule: messenger RNA, 3814 nt
Organism: Mangifera indica (mango)
Lineage: Eukaryota; Viridiplantae; Streptophyta; Magnoliopsida; Sapindales; Anacardiaceae
Product: protein CHUP1, chloroplastic
Exons: 9
Coding region: 737-3601 (954 amino acids)
Biological process (GO): chloroplast organization
Cellular component (GO): chloroplast outer membrane
Source: RefSeq, a predicted model, not a curated record
GUAAGUUAAACCAUUCUCGGACAAUCAGAAUCCUCUGAUCAAAACAUUUGCUGUGCGGGUCCUCUGCCACUGAAACCCGAAUCCAAGCUUCACUUUUCAUGAAAUAAUCUUGUGACAUUUAAUUACACAGACGCCUGCAAGUUAGCUAUGAUAAUAGCCAACAAAACACAUCUAAUUUGGAUUGAAAAGGGACAAACUAAGUUCUCUAGCACUCCUCUUAAAGGAAGAAUCCGGUGGUACUUUUUAACUUUCUAUUUGCUCAGGUUUUACAGUUGCUUCUGUCUCUUUCACUCUUGUUUUUCUGGGUUUGUUUUAUCUCUAUAUAUUCUCUUGAAGGAAAACGGUAAGAUAUAGACUUCAUUAUUUGUGUUUUGUCAAUCCCUUUCGAGCAAAACUGACCACUUGUUAUUCGUGGUUGCUGUAGCUCUUAGCGUGAAUUCUACUUGUCAGGAAUUUAUGCAUACAACUAAACUAUUAUCUUUUAAAAUGCUGGUAUAUAUAUUUUAUUUUAACAUGCUUUAAGCAUUCUUAUCCGGGUUCGCUUAAAGACUUGCAAAAGCAAAGCUCUGUAUGCAAAUUUUGGAUUUUGGACGCUGUUUUUGCUUUUCAAAAGACCUGAUACUUUGAGUUAUAAGUGAUGGCGAUGAGGAGAAAUGGGGGCUGGGGAAUUUUGGGGUUGGUUAGAGUGUAUAGAUGAGCGUGAGUUCAAAAUUUUCAUAUCAACAAUAAUAUCUACAUGAUAGUCAGGUUAGGAUUCCUGGUUGCUGCUUCAAUUGCAGCCUGUGCGGUCAGGGAGCUCAACCUUAAGGCAGCAAAGUCUUCUGCUUCUUCUACCAAGCCUUCAGAAAAUAGUGAGCAAAGUCAAAAUGAGAGACUCAAAGAGAAGAAGUGGGAGGAAGAAGAGGAAGAAGAGGUCAAAUUGAUUAGCAGCAUAUUUGAUCGGGCUAGUGGUAGUCCACCUGAUAAGGAAGAUGGAGAUAUUUUACCUGAGUUUGAAGAGCUUUUAUCUGGAGAGAUUGAAUAUCCAUUACCCCCUGACAAGUUUGAUGAUGCAGAGAGGGAUAAAGUUUAUGAUACUGCAAUGGCGGAUAAUGCAAGGGAAAUGGAACGCUUACGCAACCUAGUAAAGGAAUUGCAGGAAAGGGAGGUGAAGCUUGAAGGUGAAUUGCUUGAGUACUAUGGACUGAAGGAGCAGGAAUCAGAUGUUGUGGAAUUACAAAGGCAGCUCAAGAUCAAGACAGUGGAGAUUGACAUGCUGAAUAUUAAUAUAAACUCCUUGCAGGCCGAGAGGAGGAAGCUUCAAGAUGAGAUUUUACAGAGUUCUUCUGCAAAGAAGGAGCUGGAGGUUGCCAGUAGAAAGAUUAAGGAGCUCCAGAGGCAAAUUCAACUUGAUGCUAACCAGACGAAGGGUCAGUUAUUGCUGCUCAAACAGCAGGUUUCUAGUCUUCAGGCAAAGGAGGAAGAAGCUGUCAAAAAAGAUGCUGAACUUGAUAAUAAGUUGAAAUCUGUUAAGGAGUUAGAAAUGUUGGUUGUGGAGCUUAAGAGGAAGAAUAAAGAACUUCAAAUUGAAAAGAGAGAGUUGACUGUUAAAUUGGAUGCUGCUGAAGCAAAAAUAGCAGCCCUCUCUAAUAUGACAGAGAGUGAAAUGGUUGCCACUGUGAGAGAGGAGGUUAAUACCUUAAAGCAUGCUAAUGAAGAUCUGUUAAAGCAAGUGGAAGGGCUUCAGAUGAACAGGUUCAGUGAGGUUGAAGAGCUAGUGUACCUUCGAUGGGUCAAUGCAUGUUUGAGGUAUGAGCUUCGGAACUACCAAGCACCAGCUGGAAAAAUUUCAGCUCGUGAUCUCAACAAAAGCCUAAGCCCCAAAUCUCAAGAGAAGGCUAAACAGCUGAUGUUAGAGUAUGCAGGGUCAGAGCGAGGCCAAGGGGACACAGAUCUUGAAAGUAACUUUUCCCACCCAUCUUCACCUGGGAGUGACGAUUUUGACAAUGCCUCAAUUGAUAGUUCUACUAGUAAGUACAGUAACCUCAUUAAGAGACCCACCUUAAUCCAAAAGCUGAAGAAAUGGGGCAAAAGCAGAGAUGAUUCAACUCUUUCAUCACCAACCAGAUCUCUCUCUGGAGGCUCUCCAAGCAGAAUUAGCAUGAGCCAUCGACCAAGGGGUCCUUUGGAAUCUUUGAUGCUGAGAAAUGCAGGUGAUGCUAUGGCCAUCACUACAUUUGGGAAAGCAGAACACGAAUCUAGUGACUCACUGAAUAAUGUUGCAGAUUCAUUCCAAUUGAUGUCAAAAUCAGUUGAUGGAGUUCUAGCAGAAAAAUAUCCUGCAUAUAAAGACCGGCAUAAAUUGGCCUUAGAGAGAGAAAAGAAUAUUAAGGAGAGAGCUGAGCGAGCAAGAGCACAGAGGUUUCGUGGGAAUUCAAAUUUUGAGUCUAAGCCUGCACUUUUGCCACCAAAACUUGCUCUGGUAAAGGACAAGCCAAUUGUUUCUGGUGGUUCAAAUGAUCAAUCUAACAAUGAGAAUGCUGCUGAUUCUCAAAUGAUAAGCAAGAUGAAACUUGAGAAUAUUCAGAGGAGGCCCCCCAGGGUGCUUAGACCACCUCCAAAACCAACUGGUGGUGGUGCUGUGGGUACAAAUGCAAAUCCUUCCAGUGGUGUACCUCCAGCUCCACCAGGUGCUCCACCACCACCACCACCACCACCAGCACCUCCUAGUGGGCCACCUCUUCCUCCACCUCCACCAGGGAGCCUGCCAAGAGUGGCAGGAAGUGGAGAUAAAGUUCAACGAGCUCCUGAACUUGUUGAAUUCUAUCAAUCAUUGAUGAAACGGGAAGCAAAGAAGGAUACAACUUCUUUUAUUUCAUCAACAUCUAAUGUGUCCGAUGCUAGGAGCAACAUGAUUGGAGAGAUUGAGAACAGAUCAACAUUCCUUUUAGCUGUGAAAGCCGAUGUAGAAACUCAAGGUGAUUUUGUCCAGUCGUUGGCAGCUGAAGUUCGAGCAGCUUCCUUCACAAGCAUUGAUGAUUUGGUGGCUUUCGUAAACUGGCUAGAUGAGGAGCUUUCCUUCUUGGUUGAUGAACGGGCUGUUCUCAAGCACUUUGAUUGGCCUGAAGGGAAAGCAGAUGCAUUAAGAGAGGCUGCUUUUGAGUAUCAGGACCUGGUGAAAUUAGAGAAGCAAAUGUCUUCUUUUGUUGAUGAUCCCAACCUCCCAUGUGAAUCUGCACUGAAGAAGAUGUACAAAUUGCUUGAAAAAGUGGAACAGAGUGUAUUUGCACUCUUACGGACAAGAGACAUGGCUAUUUCAAGGUAUAGAGAAUUCGGAAUUCCGGUUAACUGGUUACAAGAUUCAGGAGUUGUUGGCAAGAUCAAGCUCUCAUCUGUUCAAUUGGCAAGGAAGUAUAUGAAACGUGUAACAAAAGAACUCGAUGCAAUGAGUGGACCUGAAAAGGAACCAAACAGAGAAUUUUUGCUUCUGCAAGGCGUACGAUUUGCUUUCCGUGUCCACCAGUUUGCCGGAGGCUUUGAUGCGGAGAGCAUGAAGGCAUUUGAAGAACUAAGAAGCCGUGUGCGUACCCAAGGAGGAGGAGACACAAAGCUAGAAGCAUGAUGCUCCAUAAAACACCAUAAUUAUAUAUACAAAAGUGCUACUUCUGAGGGUUACUUGCUGUUUAACCUAUCCUUUAUUCAUGCCUCCACAGACAAUAUGAAGAGGUUAAAUACAAAAGUUCAGCAUGUGAGCUGAUAUCACGUAUGGAUUAUUAGACUCUAAUGUGAAAAAAAUAAUGUUAUGUAUACAAACAAUGAGAUGAUAUUAUUAUAA